GGCGAGGAGGGCAACGGCUUCGGCUCUCUGCGUCGCAACUCGAACAAUGGGAUCGAGCAAGGUGCAGCGGUGGCGCUGAAGAUCCACGACGUCCCCGAGGACUCCGAGUACCAGCUUCAACGCAAGAGCGCCAGCCUCUCAGGCGACGUCGGCAUGCUGGGCCGACUCGGAAUGGGGCAGCUCUUCGGGGGCAGCUCGAACCAGGAGCAGGAAGCGUGUAACGGGGCUCAAGCCGGUCAGAAGUACACUGUUCUGGGUCAGAAGCAUCAGUGGAGGAAGAACCGCGCGGGUCGAUCCAGACAACUGCAGACCAUUUCGCCCGUCGACGACGAAGCUCGACCAGUGCGUGUUGAUGGGGACGCGCAGAGCUCCGGGCGUGGCAGCGACAUACCGAGCUCAUACCACGAGAGUCGAGCUUCGCAGGGGGCUACUACAUCGACGGGGUCUUUCAGAGAGGGGGCUACUUCCUCUUCGAUGCAAUCCGACAGCUCUGGGCGAGGCAGCGACUACUCUCAAGGCCGCAGCAGCGGUGAAAGCACCAGCGCAGGGGAAGACAGCCAGCGGUUCGUCGUCACUCGUCAGCGCAAGUCCACGUACUCGGCCAAGCUGCAUCUGCACGGCCAGAAGCCGCUGUAUCUCGGUCGAUACAAGAACGAAGCCGCAGCACUUGCUGCGUGCGAGAGCGCCUACAGCGUCAUUUCGACACCGCGCAAG
Molecule: messenger RNA, 714 nt
Organism: Phytophthora sojae
Lineage: Eukaryota; Oomycota; Peronosporomycetes; Peronosporales; Peronosporaceae
Exons: 1
Source: RefSeq, a predicted model, not a curated record